AUGACGUUAGGCGACAUUGAGGAUCUCACAAAGGAGCUGACGACAGCCGCAACCAAUGAUGAAGCCGCAAUCAACUUCAAAGUUCGCGUCCAUCCUCGCUACCGAAAGGAGGAUCUGGAGGAUGAAGCAGAAACUAAAGAUGAGGACACCUCAAACCCCAACACCACCACUGAAUACCGAAGCUUUCUUCCGGGAAAAUAUUCCAUCUUCCUCAAAACCUGGGGCUGCACGCACAACAGCUCGGACAGCGAGUACAUGGCCGGACUGCUCUCGCAGGCGGGCUAUCGCAUCGUCGAGGACCGUGCCGCCGCCGACCUGUGGCUGCUCAACAGCUGUACGGUGAAGAACCCCGCGGAGGACCACUUUCGAAAUGAGAUCACCGCGGCGACGGCCGCCGGCAAGCGACUGGUGGUGGCCGGCUGCGUGCCCCAGUCUGACUACCGCAAGGAGCCCGCCUACCUUCGCCGCCUGAGCAUCAUCGGCGUCCAGCAGAUCGACAAGGUGGUGGAGGUGGUGGAGCAGACGCUGCAGGGCAACACCGUCCGCUACCUGAGCAUGGCCAAGGACCGGGACGGGAGCGGGCGGAAGACGGGCGGCGCCUCGCUGGCGAUGCCCAAGGUGCGCCGCAACCCGCUCGUGGAGAUACUGUCCAUCAACACCGGCUGCCUGAAUGAGUGCACGUACUGCAAGACGAAGCACGCCCGCGGCAAGCUGGGCAGCUACCGACCGGAGGAGAUUGUCAGCAGGGCGGUGGCCGCCUUUGCCGAGGGCGUCCGCGAGCUGUGGAUCACCAGCGAGGACACGGGCGCCUACGGGCGAGACAUUGGCACCAACCUGCCGGCGCUUCUAAGCGAGCUGGUGAAGGUCAUACCGAGUGGAUGUCGGCUGAGGAUUGGGAUGACCAACCCGCCCUACAUUUUGGAGCACCUCGAGGCGAUGGCGGCCAUUCUGCGGCACCCGCGCGUCUACGCCUUUCUGCACAUUCCGGUGCAGGCGGGCGCCGACGAGGUGCUCGCCGACAUGAAGCGCCAGUACUGCAUCGACGACUUCUGCACCAUUGUCGACUUUCUCAAGCAGAGAGUGGAAGGCAUCACCAUCGCCACUGACAUCAUCUGCGGCUUCCCCACCGAGACGGCGGCGAACUUUGAGGAGUCGCUGCGACUGAUUGAGCGCUACCGCUUUCCGGUCCUUUUCAUCAACCAGUUCUACCCGCGGCCGGGCACGCCGGCGGCCAAGAUGCGCCGCGUGCCCACCGCGGAGGUGAAGCGCCGGAGCAAGGCCGCCAGCGAGCUCUUCCAGGCCAUUCAGCCGUACGAGGGCCGUGUGGGGGCCCGCUACCGGGGCGUGCUGAUCACCGAGGAGGCCGCCGACGGCCGUCACCUGGUCGGCCACAACAAGUGCUACGAGCAGAUACUGCUGGAGAAGGGCGCCGAAGGGGUGGCCAUGGGCGCCCUCAUCGACGAGGUGGAGAUCGUCUCCACUGGGAAGUACUACAUGAUCGGCCGGCCCAUUUCGCCCAGUAUUAUCUCAAAGCUGAUGGCCAAAGUUGAGCAGCACCAACACCAGAACCUGCUCUUCACCGCCUCGGCGCUUCUCCUCGCCGCUGCGCUGCUCUACCGAGGGUACCGCCAUUUCACCGGCUAA
Messenger RNA from Rhagoletis zephyria (snowberry fruit fly), 1644 nucleotides. The record is from RefSeq and is a predicted model, not a curated record. NCBI's taxonomy places the organism in Eukaryota, Metazoa, Arthropoda, Insecta, Diptera, Tephritidae.